This is a messenger RNA of Octopus sinensis (East Asian common octopus), 765 nucleotides long. RefSeq lists its product as uncharacterized. The record is from RefSeq and is a predicted model, not a curated record. NCBI's taxonomy places the organism in Eukaryota, Metazoa, Mollusca, Cephalopoda, Octopoda, Octopodidae. The transcript has a single exon. The coding region runs from base 1 to 765 and encodes 254 amino acids.
AUGCCACGACCUUCAAAUGUUGCUUCGACAACAACUGAAAAUCUCAGUGUCCCCGGACCUUCAUGGACUGUUACAACAACAAUAACGGAAAACCUCAAUGUCCCUGGACCUUCAAGACCCGUUGCGAAAACAGUACUCGAAAACCCCCAUGUCGACAGACAUUCUACAAAGCCUAAUUAUCAUUCAGAGAAGUAUGAACAUUUUUACACAUACAAAAUUCAUGGACAGUGCUACCAUGAAAUGGGAAGUCUUCGGCCGAUUCCUGGUAAAGAGCCUACAUUCAUGCAGGUUUCCUUUGUUGGUGGUCACGAUGAGGAACUUGCUAUCAGGAAAAAAAAUAAUCCAAAACUUGAGCAACGUGUAAUUGAAGUACUUCAGAUGAUGCUCCACCAGACUCAUCCUUAUGUUCGUGAGUUCAAAAAUGCAAUGGAUACGUUGGAUUCUCAACCUCAUUUAAAAUUGGUGAUACAUGCCGACAAAACUCCUGCCGGUGAGCACCCUGGUCGUUUCAACGCUCCAACUACGAAUGAAGUUGCAGCACUCAUGGUCGAUGAGGUCCAUGGAAAUCGUGACAUAAUCCUCCGUCACCGCGACGAAGACGUGACUUUUGUUUCAGAAUUACACCGAUGUUACGAUUGCUUGCAGUACCCUCUCCUUUUUCCUCAUGGAGAGGAUGGAUACCACUUAGAAAUUCAAAAGGUUGAUCCCACAAUUCUCACACUUCUUGACAAGAAGGUUUCCUGCAAGGCAUUUUACGCCUAUUGA